UGUCACCUGUAGUGAGUAAACCUGUGUUUAACUUGACAGCGGCUCAUCUGGGAGCGAAACGUCUCCAACAGUCCGCACCGAGGAGUGAGCAGAAGUCGUCCGGCUGCCGUUGAGCUGAGCUGCUGAAGGCGUUAAUGUCGGCGUGAGAGUUUGUCGGAUUUAUUAGUUUGUCCGGAGACGCUCGACUUCACUUCAACAACAGAUAAGAGACACGUUUCAGACACAGAAGCUUAUUCCUCAGCGCCGAUGUAAAGCAGCACAAGGUCAAAGGCUAAAGACUGCGUUUCUCCUGCCCACAUCUGAAGCCAAGAGCCAUUAAACAGGUACAUAUGGGGCAGGGGGAGGUUUCAGCCAGAGGCUCAGCCAUGGAGGGAGACUGCCUCAGCUGUAUGAAGUACCUGAUGUUCAUCUUCAACUUCUUCAUCUUUCUGGGUGGUUCCUUUCUGCUGGGUGUUGGUGUGUGGGUGCUAGUGGACCCGAUGGGCUUCAGGGAGAUUGUGGCGGCCAACCCGCUGCUGUUCACGGGGGUCUACGUCAUCCUGGCCAUGGGCAGCAUGCUGUUCCUGCUGGGCUUCCUGGGCUGCUGUGGAGCCAUCAGGGAGAACAAAUGUCUCCUGCUCUUUUUUUUCAUGCUCAUCCUCUUCAUCUUCCUCGCUGAGCUGGCAGCCGCCAUCCUGGCCUUCCUCUUCAGGGAGCAUUUAACCAGAGAGUAUUUCACCAGGGAGCUGAAACGUCACUAUCAGGGUCACAACAACACUGACGUCUUCACCUCCACGUGGAACGCCAUCAUGACCACGUUCAACUGCUGUGGCGUAAGUGGUCCCGAGGACUUCGAAGAGAGCCUCUUCAGGCUCCUGAACCCCAGCAAGAUGGUCCCUGAGGCCUGUUGCCAGAGGAACAGUUACCCUGGAGACGCCAGUGUGGAGCAGUGUGUGAGCGGCACCGUGGCCUUCAGGCACAACAAGGGCUGUUACUCAGCAAUGGUCGACUACUUUGAGACGUACAUCUACACAGCAGGAGCUCUGGCCAUCGUGGUGCUGACAAUUGAACUGUUCGCCAUGGUGUUCGCCAUGUGUUUAUUCAGAGGUAUCCAGUAACGGCCACGUGCACCACUAUCGCCAUCAUCAUCAGCCGUUUAAAAGGCACAAGCAGAAGGAAAACAAAACUGUAAAAUAUGAAAUGUAUUUGUACAGUGAUAGUUUAUGUGUCUCAUUGGUUUUGUGGCAUCAUUUUGUACUUCACAGCGGCAGCAGGUGCUGCUUCGGGCACAAUAGACACACACAGGAGGUAAUCUGUGACCUGAGGCUGAGGUGUGGCACUGUCCGCAGUGUUUACUAAAGGGUUAACACCGGUGAGUCCAGGUUCUACAAGCUAAACACAGAAGUCACUUCAGUCCAGGACUAGUCUGUGUCCAGGAAGCUGGAAACACACCACACAGUUAACACCCUGAUUUAUGUCCUGGAUUUCACCACGAUGAUUGAUUCUCAGGAUCCAGGACAGUCUGCACAGUUCUGCACAAAACGGUUCAGGCACCAUGGACAGCCAGCACAUAUUAUACUGCAGUGAGCCUCACAACACUCAGAGCUGUCAGGGUCACAUGAAAAAUGUUUGUUUUUUACAGCUGGAAUCUGGAGAAUGUGAAGGUGAUCGUGUAGUUUGAGGUGAUCAGCAAUGGAAACCAGAACACAGAACAUCGGGCCUCACGCAAGAACGCAUUUUCCUCUUCUCGUAAACAUGAACUCAUGAUGUUUCUCAUGUUCCCAGUCAGAUUCGCCAAAUUAUUUUAACUGCACAAACUGAUUGGAAAUUCCUCGUUUUAAAUCUGAUGCACGCCGCCAUCCACGUACAGGGGUGCAUUUAUUAGAUUUGAUAAAUUAACACCUGUGGAAUUACUAUAACAUGAUUAAUGACGGAAACAAAAGGACGUCUUGCUACAGUAACAGUCUUAGAUGGGAAGUGAAGAGAUGUGUCAGUCAUUUUACAGAUGACGGAGCGUCAGGGCCACUCGUAAUAAGGAGCUUAUUAGUGAAACGGUUUGCCCAUCACUUGCUUGACACAUACGCUUUGACUUAUUUAUGUAUUAGUUAUAAAAUCUCAACUUUUCUCUCUAAAUAUUGGGACUUCUUUCUUGAAAUAUUCAAGAAAUACUGACUUUUUUGUCAAGAGAUUAGAUUCUUCUUCUUCUUCUCUAUUUUUCUCUUUUUCUCCAACACGUUUGACUUUAUUAAAGUCAAACGUUGUUAUAAUAUUUAUCUUACAACAUUAUUCUGGAGGAAUUCAGAUAUUACAAUUUUUUUUUUUUCAAAUUACUACGACUAUAUUCCUGUAAUUUUUUUUUUCUGUAAUUCUAAAAUAUUACACUUUUUUUCCCUCUUAUUGCCAAAAUAUGCCAGUCUUACACUGGCAAACCUUGUUGCACAUUGAUACAGUAACAGAAUAUUUUUUAUUUAUUUUUAUUUUUAAUUUUAGUUUUUUUUUUUACAAUAACAUUUAAAAUUCUUCAAACAAGUGUUUUCUCCUGAAUUUAGUUAUUAUGUAAGAGAAAAUUUUAGUUAAGAGAGAGAAACCAUUCCUACAUGUGGUUCUUGCAGGAGGCUUGUUGUCUACAAAACAAGUCACGAGUCAUCAAACAUGAUGCAGAGUCACAGCAGUUAGGUUUUUAAAAAAAAAAACUGUAUGUUUACAAGAGCUUGUACCUUCACGUACGGCUCCGUGGGACGUGUUAAAAUAAGUGAAGUAGUGUUUAAGUUUGUCAUGGAGCAGCUGUAAAUUAGUGCAUCUUCACAACAUGUGUGAGUGUGUGAGAGUACAUGUAUGUAUGUAUAUAAUCCUCAGUAGGACUGUGCCAGUGUACAGUGUGUGUUUUUCCUCUUUGUGCAAAGUGUAAUAAUAUUCAUUUUGUCAGUGGUUAUAAGAUUGAAAUUGACCUAAAAUAACAUGUUUUUGUGUGCGUUUGAAAACUAUUGGUUUGUAUAAAUGGCACUGAUCAACAUUAAACUGAUUGCUGUGAA
Molecule: messenger RNA, 3011 nt
Organism: Seriola aureovittata
Lineage: Eukaryota; Metazoa; Chordata; Actinopteri; Carangiformes; Carangidae
Product: tetraspanin-18-like
Exons: 9
Coding region: 330-1097 (255 amino acids)
Cellular component (GO): membrane
Source: RefSeq, a predicted model, not a curated record